AUGAAACACUUGGACAAAGAAGCAGAUCUGCCUGACAAGAACAGGAAGUUUUCUACUGCAACCAAUCCUGAAAAUGGCCUCUCCAGUAUCCUGAGGCUUCUUCUGCAAGAGCUGAGUCUCUUCUACAGCCGUGAUGUGAAUGGAGUAUGUCUCUUAUAUGAUCUCCUCCACUCCCAGUGGCUGCAGGCUCUGCUUAAGAUUUAUGACUGCCUCCAAGAAUUUAAAGAAAAGAAACUCGUUCCUGCCACACCUCAUGCUCAGAAGUUAUCUCAUGAGGUUGUGGAGCUGUUAUGUGAAACUCCUCAUAGCCCUGAGAUCCAAGAGCUGAAACAAAUUCUGCAGGCUCCACAUUACAAGGCCUUGCUCAGUGCCCAUGACACCGUAGCUCAGAAAGAUUUUGAACCCCUUCUUCCCCCACUGCCAGAAAAUAUCCCAGAGAGUGAGGAAGCAAUGAGGAUCGUCUGUUUGGUGAAAAACCAACAGCCUCUGGGAGCUACCAUCAAGCGCCACGAAAUGACGGGGGACAUCCUGGUGGCCAGGGUCAUCCAUGGAGGGCUGGUGGAGAGGAGUGGGUUGCUGUACGCUGGAGACAAACUGGUGGAGGUAAAUGGAGUUUCAGUUGAGGGACUGGACCCUGAGCAAGUAAUCCACAUUCUGGCUAUGUCUCAUGGCACAAUUAUGUUCAAGGUGGUUCCAGUGUCUGACCCUCCUUUGAAUAGCCAGAAGAUGGUUCAUGUUCGUGCCAUGAUGGAUUACUGGCCGGAGGAGGAUCCUGACAUUCCCUGUAUGGAUGCUGGGCUGCCUUUCCAGAAGGGAGAAAUUCUCCAGAUUGUGGACCAGAAUGAUGCCCUCUGGUGGCAGGCUCGGAAAAUCUCAGACCUUGCUGCCUGUGCUGGACUGAUCCCUUCUACGCACCUUCUGAAGAGGAAGCAGCGGGAAUUCUGGUGGUCUCAGCCGAACCAGCCUCACACCUGCCUCAAAUCCACUUUCUUGAUUUCUAUGGAAGAAGAAGAUGACAUGAAGAUUGAUGAGAAAUGUGUGGAAGCAGAUGAAGAAACAUUUGAAUCUGAGGAACUAUCAGAAGACAAGGACGAAUUUGUUGGCUAUGGGCAGAAGUUCUUUAUUGCUGGUUUCCGCCGCAGCAUGCGCCUCUGUCGCAGGAAGUCUCACCUCAGCCAGCUGCGUGCUAGCGUGUGCCAGGCAGGCAGCUGCUACAGUGCAGUGGGUGCCCCCUACGAAGAGGUGGUAAGGUACCAGCGGCACCCCUCCGAAAAGCACCGCCUCAUAGUGCUGGUUGGACCUUCUGGUGUCGGAGUCAAUGAAUUGAGAAGACAGCUUAUUGAAUUCAAUCCCAACCAUUAUCAAAGUGCUGUGCCACAUACUACUCGUUUCCCAAAGAGUUAUGAAGUGAAUGGACGUGAGUAUCACUAUGUGUCAAAGGAAGACUUUGAAAGCCUCAUAUAUAGUCAUAGGAUGUUGGAGUAUGGUGAGUACAGAGGCCACCUGUAUGGAACUAGUGUGGACGCUGUUCAGGCAGUCCUUGAUAAAGGAAAGGUCUGUGUCAUGGACUUGGAGCCUCAGGAUAUUCAAGUGGCUCGGACUCAGGAGCUGAAGCCCUAUGUCAUAUUUAUAAAGCCAUCUAAUAUGAGUUGUAUGAAACAAUCUCGGAAAAAUGCCAAGAUUAUUACAGACUACUUUGUGGACAUGAAGUUCAAGGAUGAAGACCUACAAGAAAUGGAAGAGAGAGCCAAAAAAAUGGAGAUUCAAUUUGGUCAGUUCUUUGAUCAUGUCAUUGUGAAUGACAACUUGCAAGAUGCAUGUGCCCAGUUGUUGUCUGCCAUACAAAAUGCUCAGGAAGAGCCACAGUGGGUACCAACAAUAUGGGUUUCUUCUGAUACACAGUCUUAAUCAGUUCUUCUGCCUAACACAGAGUUGUAACAUUGCCCUGGCUACAGGGCUCUGGCUGGCUGCAACUGAAAACAAUA
Perognathus longimembris pacificus (Pacific pocket mouse) is the source of this 1985-nucleotide messenger RNA. RefSeq names its product MAGUK p55 scaffold protein 4 (gene Mpp4). The coding region runs from base 1 to 1908 and encodes 635 amino acids. The transcript has 21 exons. Gene Ontology annotation, cellular component: adherens junction; plasma membrane. Lineage: Eukaryota; Metazoa; Chordata; Mammalia; Rodentia; Heteromyidae. Gene Ontology annotation, molecular function: protein binding. The record is from RefSeq and is a predicted model, not a curated record.